AAAAUUGGCGCCAUAUAUCCGAAAAAGUCAACAUUCAAUUUUUUAUAAUUGAUAAACAAUCAUGACUAAAAGAAAAACUCAGCCUAAAAAUAAGCUCGAGGCUCCUGUGAAUGGUAAAUCAUCGAAAAAACGGAAAGUCUUAUCGGAAUUGGAUGUUGAAUGCCGCACGGAAACUAGAGCUGCAAAACGGCGUAGACUGAAUAAUGCUGAGAUUGAUUCAGGUCCAACCGAUUCAAUUGUGUCUGAUGUUAAGAUCAAACAAGAUAUCGACGAGGUUGACAAAGUGGUGGUUUCUGCCGACAUAGGCAUGGAUGAUGUAAAGGUAAACAUGAACACAGACCUUGUAACAGCAGCGAAACUCAACAUCAGCAAGUCAGCUAUCGAUAUACUGAACAUGAAAUCUUUAAUGUCUUCAUUUAAUGGUGACAAUCCGGACCAAUUCUUCGAACAUUGCCGGCAAUUUGUGAAUUCUUCUACCAUGGCUUCGGCGGAAAUUUUGACGAUUGACCAGGCAGAUACGCCACUGUGGUUUGAAAUGCGCUAUGGAAGGAUCACUGCUAGCAGGAUUUAUCAGGCAUCACGCUGCAAAACCAAAAACGGAAGUCUAGUCGACUCAAUUAUGGGAAAGCGGAGCGGAUGGUCAUUUGCUAUGCAGCGUGGCACAAACCUCGAAGAUCAAGUAUUCAAUAUUCUCAAAAACGAAAUGCACUUGCAAGGACACAAACUCAAGCAGUGCGGAUUAUUUGUGGACGAGAAAUUACCACAUUUUGGUGCGUCGCCCGAUGGAAUUGCUGACGAUUUUGUUGUCGAAAUAAAGUGUCCAGCAACGGCAAAAACCUAUUCCGAAUACAUUUCCGUGGAAACACUGCAACGGAGGUAUCUGGCUCAGAUUCAGUUGCAGAUGCACAUAACGAAACGUAAAAGGGCGCUAUUAGGCGUAGCUGAUUUAAAUUUUGAAAAAAAUAAGAAAGUUGUAAAGGUAUGGAUUGACUAUGAUGAAAAUUAUGUCAAAGAAUUGAUUGACGAUGCAAACGCCUUUUGGAUACAGGCCGUGUAUCCUUUACUACGACGAAAACAUUUCAAUAAAUAAACGAUUGAGAUUGAAAGUAA
This is a messenger RNA of Bradysia coprophila, 1110 nucleotides long. RefSeq lists its product as uncharacterized. The record is from RefSeq and is a predicted model, not a curated record. NCBI's taxonomy places the organism in Eukaryota, Metazoa, Arthropoda, Insecta, Diptera, Sciaridae.